AUGUCGCAUCUCUGGCAUCGUCCCAAAACCUCGGACGGAAACCUGCUUACUCCAGGUCACAAGGUUUCCUUCUCCGACUCUUCCAAAUCUUCCAACAAAAGAGAUAGCGGCAGACCCUCCACCGCCUCCAAUUCCCGCCCGUCUUCUCCAGCUGCCCCGCAGCCAAGAGCUGCUUCUCAACAGAGAAGGUCGUCUUCCACAAGAGCUUCUUCCCAGCAGAUAUGGGGAGACAAUCGGAACUUUCAGCGCAUCAAUCGACAAAGUGAGGCAUUGUGGCAAUCCACUCUUGUAUCUCCAACAGCCCCACAGCCUAAACCCUUUCUCAUCUAUCACGACUCCUUCCUUCCCCUCCUUGGGCCCAAUCCGACUCUUCAACUCCUAAUACACGACCCCCGCGCUCCCUAUUUCCAUGAAGCUGGCGUCUUCCACCCUCCAACCAACACCCUCUUCAUAACCUCAAACCAGCUUGAAGACUCCUCUCCGGACGCGGUUACCACUCGCAACAAGACAAUCGUCAUCACCAAAAUCGAGUUUUUCUCUCCCACCGAUUUCACGCGCGACAAGGUACGAUGCCCAGAGCGCAAUUACAUGGCCAAUGGCGGAACCAACUACCGCGAUGGCCUCAUCAUCUGUGCGCAAGGUUCACUCCGUGAACCCUCUGGCCUUAUAUAUAUGGAAGCCAAACGGCCCCAUAAAACCACUACUCUCCUCAAUAACUACCAUUCACGCCCCUUCAACUCUCCCAACGACGUCGUUGUCCACUCUGACGGCUCGAUCUGGUUCACAGAUCCAAUCUACGGCUAUGAGCAAGGUUUCCGACCCAAACCACAACUACCGCAGCUUGUUUACCGCUUUGACCCCAGCACAGGCGAUAUCAGAGUGGUAGCGGACGGUUUCGGCAGGCCAAAUGGCAUCUGUUUUUGCCCAGACGAAACCACAGUCUACAUCACCGAUACCGAUCUCAUCCAUGGCGACGGUAACACCGAUUACCGUCGCGCUGCCACUAUAUACGCAUACUCCGUUCUUUGGGAACAUGACUCCCCUUACCUGACCAAUCGCCGGGUGUUUGCCUAUGCGGACACGGGUGCGCCGGAUGGCAUCAAAUGUGAUGUGUUCGGCAACGUGUACAGCGGCUGCGGAGACGGUAUAAACAUCUGGAAUCCGGCUGGGAUGCUGAUUGGGAAAAUACAGAUAGAGGGUGGUUGUGCGAAUUUCUGCUUCGGAAGGAACGGCGAGAUGUGGUGUUUUGGGGAGUUCAAGCUUUGGAGGGUGAAGAUGGGGGACGAGACGAGAGGGGCGUUGUUGGGAGUUUGA
Molecule: messenger RNA, 1314 nt
Organism: Letharia columbiana
Lineage: Eukaryota; Fungi; Ascomycota; Lecanoromycetes; Lecanorales; Parmeliaceae
Exons: 2
Coding region: 1-1314 (437 amino acids)
Source: RefSeq, a predicted model, not a curated record